Messenger RNA from Vicia villosa (hairy vetch), 2042 nucleotides. RefSeq lists its product as uncharacterized. Lineage: Eukaryota; Viridiplantae; Streptophyta; Magnoliopsida; Fabales; Fabaceae. The transcript has a single exon. The coding region runs from base 352 to 1710 and encodes 452 amino acids. The record is from RefSeq and is a predicted model, not a curated record.
UUGUAGAACAACAACAUAUUAAAAACCCAAAAACACUUGUAUAAUCUAGUGAAUUUAACAUUCAAAUUCCACUUAACCAAAGGUUGAAGCUAUUCAUCUACAAAUGACCUAAAUUCUAGACAAAGCAUUUUCAUUUAGAACCGAAAGCAAGUGGUGAGAAGGAAAGAGAAAGUUCCAAUGGAAUAAAGGCAAUACUAUGCUUCACAUUUUCAUCUUUUGACACCGGUUUUAAUUUUCAUCAAAAACAAAUGCAAAAUCUUCAAACUUACACACCACUUUUUCUUCCUAUAAAUCCACACCUUCUUUCCUCUUUCUUCCUUUCCUCAACCUCUAACUCUUCUACCUCUUCCAAUGUCAGAUUCAAUUCAAACCACCAAACCUCAAAAACCUCAAAAACCAACCGAUAAUGUUAAACAAAACCAACAAGACCCAAACAAAUUUUCUUACAAUUUUGUCUACAAAGCCACCAUAGUUCUCAUAUUCUUUGUUAUUCUUCCACUUUUUCCUUCUCAAGCUCCUGAUUUCAUCAACCAGAAUCUCCUCACAAGAAACUGGGAACUCCUUCAUCUUCUUUUCGUUGGAAUCGCUAUCUCCUACGGUUUGUUCAGUCGUAGAAACCAAGAACACGACAAAGACAACAACAACAAUAACUCAAAGUUUGACUCUGCACAAACAAUGGUUUCUCGGUUCCUACAAGUUUCGUCCUUUUUCGAAGACGAAACUGAUCAUCAAAACCAGUCUGCAGAGUCUGAUGAAAUUAUGAAACUGCAAACAUGGAGUAAUCAGAAUCAACACUUCAGAAACAAACCCAUGGUUGUUGUUGCUCCACAGGUAAAAGACUCUGUUUUUGAAGAUGAACAGAGUGGUGACAGUAUCGAAAAAAUCGAAAAGCCUCUGCUUUUGCCUGUUCGAAGCUUGAAAUCUCGUUUAUCUGAUGAUGAUUCUGUUGUCCAAUCUCAAUCUUUUGAUGGGUUGUCGAAAACAGGGUCGAAAAGAUUUUCGAGCAAUUCGUUUAACAGAGUAAGAAACUAUUCAGAAUUUGAACGUGUAAUUGCGAAUAAAAUGAAAGAGAAAGAGGAAGAGAUAGAGAAAGAGAACGUUGUGCUUGCUUCUCCUAUUCCAUGGAGAUCGAGAUCAGCAUCAGCGAGAAUGAUGGAACCUAAACAAGAAGCUAUUGAAAAAGCUUCUCCGAUGAAAUUCACUCCUUCGGAAUCAAUUGCGAAGGACGCGGAAGAUUCGAUAAAGAAAAAAAGUUUUAAUUAUAAGUCUUGUUUUCCUCCUCCGCCACCACCUCCACCACCACCAAUGUUUCAGAAACCAAUCUUCUUGAAAUCACGAUACCGUGAGAAAAAUGGAAGAAACAUAGCAAUGAAAAAUUCUAUAGAAGAAGGAAUGAAUGAAAAAGAAGAUGAAGAUGAAGAACAAAAUGAAUAUUCUACAGAGAAAGAAAGGUUUAUUGAGAAAAGGGUGAUUAUGGAAACAGAGGAUGAAGAAACAGAGAGUGAAGAAGAUGUUGGAGAACAAAAACAGAGUGAAGAAAGUUGUUCAAAAACAGAGGAACCUUCUUGUUCUUAUUCUGUUGGUGAUGAAGGACCUGAUGUGGAUAAAAAGGCUGAUGAAUUCAUAGCGAAAUUUAGAGAACAAAUAAGGCUUCAGAGAAUUGAGUCUAUAAAGAGAAGUACAAGAGUCGUAAGAAAUUCUUCAAGAUAAUCUUCAACUUGAAGAAGAAGACCCUUAUGUAGAACUAUUAUUAUGGUUUUUUUUUUUUAUAAUUUGAAUUGGAUGUAAUUAAGGUGAAUGUUUUCUUUCCAAGUUAUUAAGGUUGUGAUUACAUGAUUCUAAUUUAUGGUAUAGACAUAACAUAAGAUCAAGUUAGGGAUUGUGUUCUAUCUCAUGUGAUGUUGGUGAGAUGAGUAUGGAUAAUUUGUGUUGUUCAUAUAUUGAUUCCAAAUUUCUAGUGGCUCAAUCAAGCAAUGUAAUUGAAUGGAAGGAAAGAGACAAGUAUUUUGCAUCAUGUGAAGUUAUAUAAAAAUGACUUGAAA